CUUAAACAGACACACUGGCUUAAUAUUUACUACAACAAGAGAUUGAUCAUACGAUGUUCUUUCGUUUUUGCAUUUACACUUGUGGCAAAAUAUAUCUCCAUCUCUGCCACCAUCGGCAUCAUCACCAUACCAUCAUCGUCGUCGACAUUAUAUCGUAGUCGUCACCGCUACCAGCACCAAACCUAGAAAUUGAGAAGAUUAAAGGAAAGUGAAUCACUGUCGGUUAUAUGGUCUGAUUGUUGGCUAGCGAUUUUUUCCUUUCUUGAAUUAAGAAUUUACGAUAUGCUUUUGGUGAACCCACCUUGUGGAAUAAUGCGCUACCCCAUUGCCGUAAUAUCAGCCUUAUGGAAUAUAGUUUUCGCUUCUGGCCUGAAUACGGAUGACACCGCGGAAAAAUUGGGAGCUUGCUUUCCGGAUUGGAGCAUAAGCACUGAUCAUGAAGAUUGGUCACUAUCCGAGAUUGAGACAGUCUGUGUGAGCAAAGGAUCAAAUGUCAAAGUUCAUGGAACAUUAGUCCCGGUCUCCGAGGUGUUGCUUACAACGUGGACAACCUGCAAAAACCAUUCGACCUUCAUAACUGUACAGACACAGGGCAAGCUGGUCGCAGUGUACAUGUACCUCGUGUGUUUCCUUGCUGUGUUACUCUUUGCUCUCACCGUUGCCAUGGUGAUUCUGUUAUUGAAGAUAAAGGGGCGUGGCGACGGUCGAGUAAGCAAAGCAAAAGAACACCCUACAAUAACAUAUGUCUUCGAGGCAGAUGAAACAGACAUGACAGAGGGCAAUCAAGAAAGCGCAAAUUUAGAAAACGAUUCGGAGGUGGUGAAAAGAAGACGACCAGAACCUACGCCCAAUCAAAGUUCUUCAUUUCGUAUAAACACGAUCAGAGCAAAGACUGACACACUGGGUAGAAUGAACGCCACGCAGAUGAUGGACAACCCUAUCUGUGUCCCGCCUGAGAAAUCUUACAGGGCAAACUACGUGUCUUCAAAUAAGCUGAAGCGUCAGGGAUGUGUUGUGGGAGAGGAGGGAAUUUAUGAGAAUAUCAAAAGGCCUGGCAAAUGCUUGAAACCUUUUUCUGCUGAAAUGAAUUAUGUGGGUAUUGAUAAAUAAAUGUAGUCAUGUCGUGCACAAGUCAAAGAGAGGGGUGCUGGGGUGGAUGAUGUAAACUCACACAAGGUUCCGUUGCCCAUGCCCUAUCAUAGUCCAUAAAAGCCACAUUAAGUGACAUUACCUGACGAAAGCUGAUUUAUUUCAUAUCACAUUUAAGAUCUACAUUUUCUAAGCCCACGCAGUUGGUCUUGUUUGAAUAUAACAUGAAAUAAUUUGUAUAUAUUACAACCAUAUUAAAACUAAUUGGUGAUUGACUGACAUUGUGAUUUCAAACACAAAAUGUUUACUGUGGCCCUCUAAUACCGAAUUUUAUAGCUUUAACACCACUGUCAUUACGUACAGACACAAUGACCCAUAUUUUGAAGGACAUGAUCUUACCCUGUGUUAAAUCAUCAUCAUGUUUUAUGAUAAUGAUUUAUUCUUAGUUGGUUGUGAAUGAUUUGAGUGUCAAAUGAGUUGACAAAUUGAAUUCGUACUGUUAGAGACAUCUGUCACAAUGGUCUAUCCAUAAUUGAAGGGUUUUUAUACUAGAAUUUGAAUUAAAUUCUCUUUCAGAAUACGGGCCAUUUAAAACAUGAUCUUAUGAAAUAAAUGCGCAUUUUAUCAAAGCAUCAUUAACUAUGUGUAAAAUCAUAGAUUCAUUUAUAACAUCAUCUGUUUUAAAACAUAGUUGGGCAUUGAAUUUGAAUCCCUUAAUGAAUGCUAUUAUUAUAUAUUUAAUUAAACGAAACCUUGAUCAAGAUCUUGCAUCAUAAUAAAUAGUUUAGGCCUGAUGUUAUUUAUUCAGCUAUGUUUAUGUCAGUAACCCAUGCUUACUUGAUUGCUUAGCGGUGAGCGUCAGCGUCCACCUCAUGAACAGCGGGUAAUUGAAUGGUUCGAUUGCCAACCAGGUCAUAUACAAUGAGCCCUUUCGCCUAAGACCUUUUAGCUAGGAGCCAGCUUUGAAAUGGGUCUUUUCAGAUUGGAUAUUGAAAAGGGAAAGAUUCAAGUGCCGAGAUACUUAUAACUUCCUGGAUGACGAAUUUAUUCAUUCAAUUUAGAAGAAAAGAAAAUGAAAGACAAGUAUCCACAACGCUUGGGUUGAUGAGAGGCAGAACCGGUCAGUUUUCGUAAUGAUUAAAGCGGUAGAUAAACAGAGGCGUACAUAAAUAUGCUGACAUAACUUCAUAAAAAUUACUAUAAUUUCUAUGACAAUCUUCAUUCAAACUGGACAAAUUAUUUAUUAUGCAUGGGGAAAGAUUAAAGUGCUAAGAUACUUAAGACUUCUGGAUGACGAAUUCAUUCAGUUAAUCAAGAGAAAAUGAAAAUGAAAGGCAAGUGUUAGUGUUCACAACGUUUUGAUAGAGGAGAGGCAGAACCAGUCAAUUUUCGUAAUGAUUAAAGAGGUACAAGUGGUAUGAAGUAUCCGAUUAGAUAUAGGCCAUUUAGCAUUUCACUUUGAUUUUUGAUUACAUUUUGGAUUCAUUAUGCAUUAUAUUAUGUUGAACGUAGUAAUAAGACCAAACAACAACUAAAUGUACAUAAAAGGGGUAUAUAAACAUGAUAAAUUAAGUUGGUAACACUUAUGUGGUUAUAAGCUGUUCAGAAAUAAUGGUAUCGACGUAGGGUAUACGGAGUGUUCUCUAGUGUAAAUUUACUUUGUCCUUUUCGUAAUCACGACUUCGAUUUCUUAAAGUUGUAAAUAUUAUGUAUGCAUAUAGAUUGAUUUAUCUAUAUAUAUA
Molecule: messenger RNA, 2831 nt
Organism: Lytechinus variegatus (green sea urchin)
Lineage: Eukaryota; Metazoa; Echinodermata; Echinoidea; Temnopleuroida; Toxopneustidae
Exons: 5
Coding region: 283-1110 (275 amino acids)
Source: RefSeq, a predicted model, not a curated record